CCAUUAACGCAGGAAUGUAAUUUUUAUUAUAAAUAGGAGUCUUUGCCAUUUGAAGUAUAUAUAUUUUAGGCAAUCUUUAAUGUGUAUAUAUACAUGAUAUAUUGUCGUACAUUGUACGUAACUGUUGUUGUUGUGGUUUUUUUAAAUUCAACUUAGAACUAUUCUUUGUUAUUUCUUGUUAUAUUAUUAAAUGAUACAUUUUCAUCAUGCAUAUGUCGGACUAAUAAAAUGUACAAUUGAAUAUAGUGAUUUGUGACAGGGAAGUUAUGACGGUUAUAUAAUAAGGAAUUUAUAACAAUAGGAGUAAAUUAAUAUAUGAAAUAAAAAGGAAAAGCAACGAAUUUAUAACACAGAAAAUAAUAAGCAAUACUUAGUAUUUGAGAUAAAGAGAGAAAUUUAUAAUAUACAGAAAAUUUAGGCGAUUUAUAACAUAAAGUGAAACACAACAAGGAGUAAGGAUGUGUUUCAACAUCAUAGAAACAUUCUUGAUAUGUUUCCUAACUUUAACAAAUGCGAAGGACUCACCAAUCGUCAAAACAACCAAUGGUCAGGUUAAAGGCAUCGUGAAAAUUUAUCACAAUGAAGAUGUCAUACAAUUUAAAGGAAUUCCAUUUGCUAAGCCCCCUAUCGAUAAAUUAAGAUUCCAAAAGCCUGUCCAGCAUGAGAAUUGGACAAGCACUAUCAACACAAUAGCGUUUGGACCAUCUUGUAUCCAGAAUCUUUUGCAAAAUGAUGAAUGGCUUUUGGAAAACAAGACAAUAUCGGAGGACUGUCUCCAUUUAAAUAUAUAUGUGCCACGAGGCAUGGAUAAAGCUAAGCCUAAAGCUGUGAUGGUUUGGAUACAUGGUGGAGGAUUUACAGCUGGUCAAGGAACUCUCUUUGACGCAUCAUAUCUUGCACUCGAGGGUGACGUCAUUGUUGUUACUAUAAACUACAGACUUGGUUUGUUAGGAUUUUUAUCAACUGAAGAUGAUAAUGCCCCCGGAAACUAUGGAAUAUGGGACCAGAAACUGGCUAUCGAAUGGGUACAUGAUAAUGUUGUAAACUUUGGAGGAGAUAAAAACAGAAUUACAAUAUUUGGCGAAUCUGCUGGUGGUUACAGUGUUGGUCUCCAUACAAUAAUUCCAUCAAACAAAGGAUAUUUUCAUCGUGCUAUAUCACAAAGUGGAGCAGUUUAUAGCCCGAGAGCACUGGCUAGCGAUUCGAUACGCGUUGCUGUAGAAACCGGCAGACUUUUGAACUGCUCAAGAAAUACAAUGUCUGAGUUAAUACAAUGUUUAAGAAGUAGACCAGCGACAGACAUAUUAAAAAUACAAAACGAAGCAGUGUCUGGAUGGGAUAGCACUGAAAAUUUUAUUUCAAGACUAGGCCCUGUUAUUGACGGUGAUCUUAUUGUUGGCGAUCCUACAAAGCUUCUAAGGAAUACAAAUUCGAAUUCACACAAAUUCUUUCAGAGUUUAGAUAUAAUGGCUGGUACAAAUAACGCUGAAGGCGGUCUUAUGUAUUGGCGGAUGAUGAAAUACCAGGGGCCGUAUAAAUUUAAUAUUUCGGAAGGGAUACCUAAAGAAGCCUUGUGUGGUGUAAUUGCUCCAGCAAUUUACCAGAGUUACUUUAACAACAGCAAUUUGAGAAAUGAAACAUCUGAAGCUAUUUGCAAACAGUACACCGUAGAGCAUAUUAAGUCACUUGCGGAACAAGGGCGUAGUGCCGUUAAUGUAUAUGCUGACUUACAAUUUGUCGUUCCUACUGUCAGAACUUUAAGGGCACAUGCUGACGGGAAUAAAGUAAGCCAGACAUUUCAAUAUAUUUUUACUCAUCAACCGUCGUAUCCAUGGAUACAAGACCGUCCACCAUGGUUACAUGGAGCAAAUCAUGCUGGCGAGCUUCCAUUUGUGUUUGGAUUGGAAGCAAUGUAUCCUAAUGGAAGUGUAAAACCAUCAUCUGAAAUUGAAAUGUCUAAACAAAUUAUGAUUUACUGGAGCAAUUUCGCAAAAACAGGAAAUCCAAACAUUGGUUCAGCUAAACAUGCUGACGGACAAAUUCCACAAUGGCCUGCAUUUGAUACAACUACUAUGUCAUAUAUGAAUCUUACAGAGCAGCCACAAUCAGGGUCUAAGUUAUUUGAAGACAGAGUGAAUUUUUGAAUUGAAACCCUUCCUGCGAUAUUGAGAGUCGAUGUCAUAACUACAACACACAAAAGCAUAAACUCAGGUGCCAGGAUAUAUUGUUCUAUAUCUCUUGUAUUUCUAAUUUCUUUUAUGCAAAUAAAUAAUAUGUAUUGAAUUUCAUCAGUGAGAAGUAAUAUGUCAAUAAAUCUAAGGUGUUUUUAUUCAAAAUGUGUAAACUGAAGCAUUUCAUAGUUUUUCGGGAAAAAUGAUCAUACAAUGUGAAAUAUAUUAUGUUUUCACUUGCAUUAUUCUCUCUAGAAUAUUUUGUAACAAACACCCACGUUCAUUUACAAUAAUGCACUAGUAGAUCUUUUAUGUUUUGCAAUAUAUUGUGUAUAUUUCUAAAAACUUAAUAAGGUAAAUUUAUAAAUGUGGUAUUUUUGUAAAGAAUAUUAACUGUUUUAACAUUAUAACUAUUUUUGUAAUUGUUUCUCUAUACAAUGAUUAAUUGUCUAUAUUCUUGAUAACAGAUUUAUAUACAGUGUAUAAGGU
Messenger RNA from Ruditapes philippinarum (Manila clam), 2660 nucleotides. Its product is annotated as cocaine esterase-like. Lineage: Eukaryota; Metazoa; Mollusca; Bivalvia; Venerida; Veneridae. Gene Ontology annotation, biological process: synaptic vesicle endocytosis; modulation of chemical synaptic transmission; presynaptic membrane assembly. The coding region runs from base 459 to 2144 and encodes 561 amino acids. Gene Ontology annotation, cellular component: synapse; cell surface. The transcript has 3 exons. Gene Ontology annotation, molecular function: neurexin family protein binding; signaling receptor activity. The record is from RefSeq and is a predicted model, not a curated record.